This is a messenger RNA of Orbicella faveolata, 686 nucleotides long. RefSeq names its product cytochrome c oxidase subunit 5A, mitochondrial-like. Gene Ontology annotation, cellular component: respiratory chain complex IV; mitochondrial inner membrane. The record is from RefSeq and is a predicted model, not a curated record. Gene Ontology annotation, biological process: mitochondrial electron transport, cytochrome c to oxygen. Lineage: Eukaryota; Metazoa; Cnidaria; Anthozoa; Scleractinia; Merulinidae.
ACUAGUGACCGGUCGCCAUUUUGAGAUUGCAGCGAAAGAGGAACUUGAAGAAAUGCUUCGUUGUGCCGCCCGACGAUUGGUAUCUCCCUCCUUAAGAGGAGCUUAUUCCAUGUUGGGUGUUGCAUCUAGAAAGAUGAGUAGCAAACCUAAGGAAUCUGAUGAGGUGUUUGAUGCAAGAUGGCAAGCUUAUUUCUCAAGACCUGACAUUGAUCAUUGGGAGCUGCGUAAAGGGUUGAAUGAACUCUACGGACAUGAUUUGGUGCCAGAACCUAAGAUCAUCAUUGCAAUGCUGCGGGCUUGCCGUCGUCUGAAUGACUAUCCCAUGACUGUUAGGAUUCUAGAGGCUGUUAAUGAUAAAGGUGCAGGAAGUAGUGAAAUCUACAACUACAUUCUCAGUGAAAUCAAACCCACCAUGGAGGAACUGGGACUAUCUACUCCAGAGGAACUGGGCUUAGCAAACUGAUGUUAAUGAUAAGAUCAUGUGGUCGUGGUCAUAAUUCCAUGGCACUUGAUGCAUAUGCCACUGUGUUAAAAAAAGUUUGAAUACAUUGUAAACUGGUUUAUCUCAAAAUUGCAUUGCAGUUAUAAUAUUUUGUUGUGACAGUAACUUGAUUUUGUAAUUUUAGCAAUUUAUUGCAUCUAGACCAUCUCCUUCAUUUUAAAUAAAACAAGUGUAAAGAGCUACA